This is a messenger RNA of Eubalaena glacialis (North Atlantic right whale), 2612 nucleotides long. RefSeq names its product zinc finger protein 211-like. Gene Ontology annotation, biological process: regulation of transcription by RNA polymerase II. The transcript has 4 exons. Gene Ontology annotation, molecular function: RNA polymerase II cis-regulatory region sequence-specific DNA binding; DNA-binding transcription factor activity, RNA polymerase II-specific. The record is from RefSeq and is a predicted model, not a curated record. Lineage: Eukaryota; Metazoa; Chordata; Mammalia; Artiodactyla; Balaenidae.
CUUAGGGACGGGGACGACGCCGCCGCUUGCGGGGAGUAACCGUGCCGCCUCCGACCCGGUCGCUGGACUGUCGCCGCUCCGCUCCGCGUAAAGGCUCCGAUGGCGGCGCCUGCGCUGACGGACCCACCUCAGGGCAGUGUGACCUUUGAGGAUGUGGCCGUGUACUUCUCCUGGGAGGAAUGGUGUCUUCUUGAUGAGGUUCAGAUACACCUGUACCUUGAUGUCAUGCUGGAGAACUUUGCAGUUGUAUGCAUGCUGGGUUCUUUUCCUGGAGUUGAGAAUGAAGAGAUGCCUUCUGAACAGAGCAUAUCUGCAGAAGGAGUGUCACAGAUGAGGACCCCCAGGGCAGGUUUGUCUCCUGAGAAGACCCAGCCCUGUAAGAUGUGCAUUGCAGUCUUGAGAGACAUUUUGCACUUGGCUGAAGAGCAAGGAACAAAUAGGGAGCAGAAAGCAUACACAUGUGGGGCAUGUGGGAAACAGUUCUAUUUCACUGCAAACCUUCAAGAGCACCAGAAGCAGCACAUUAGAGAGAAUCCCAUACGAUAUGGUAUGCGGAGACCCUCAUUUUGGAAAAGCUACCCAAUCCACACAAUAGGGAAUCCACCUACCUACAUGGAGAUUUGGAAUGACUUCGUGGCCAACAUAGGAGUUCAGCCACAGGCCACUAAUACUAGGAAGAAAUGAAACAACAGUAAGGAGUGUGAAGCUGUUUUUCACAGUGGAAAAGGUCAUCACAGCUGGGGAGAAGGCAAGAAAGGCUCCAGCCACACAGAAAUACUUGUUCAGGAUGAGAGAGUCCUUACUAGUGUAGGUUUUUGUGAGUACAGCAAAUAUGGGAAAGCCUGCACCCGAACAUGUAACCUUAUUCAGCAUGAGCAAGUUCACACUGGAGAAAGGCCUUAUGAAUGCAGCCACUGUCGAAACUAUUUUAGCCACAAAUCUGGUCUCCUUGGACAUCAGAGAGUUCACACUGGAGAAAAACCUUAUUGAUGCACCCAGUGUGGAAAAUCUUUUGCCCACAAAUCCAAUUUCCUUGAACAUCUGAAAGUUCACACUGGAGAAAAGCCUUACGAGUGCAGUGAAUGUAGGAAAUCUUUUGUUGCUAGGAGUAGCCUCUGGUAUCAUCAGAGAGUUCACAGUGGAGAAAGGCCUUAUGCGUGCAGUGAAUGUGGGAAAUCUUUUACUGCUAGGUCGAGCCUUCAUGAUCAUCAAAGAGUUCACAGUGGAGAAAGACCAUAUAAGUGCAGUGAAUGUGGGAAAUCUUUUUCUGCUAAGACUAACCUGUAUCAUCAUCAGAGAGUUCAUACUGGAGAAAGGCCUUAUGAGUGCAGUGAUUGUGGGAAAUCUUUUGUUGCUAAGAGUGGCCUCCAAUAUCAUCAGAGAGUUCAUACUGGAGAAAGGCCUUAUGAGUGCAGUGAUUGUGGGAAAUCUUUUGUUGCUAAGAGUGGCCUCCAAUAUCAUCAGAGAGUUCACAAUGGAGAAAGGCCUUAUGACUGCAGUGAAUGUGGGAAAUCUUUUACUGCUAGGUCAGGCCUUCAUGAUCAUCAGAAAGUUCACACUGGAGAAAGGCCUUAUAAGUGCAGUGAAUGUGGGAAAUGUUUUACUGGUAGCUCUAGCCUUCUUCGUCAUCAGAGAGUUCACAGUGGAGAAAGACCUUAUGAGUGCAGCGAAUGUGGGCAGUCUUUUACUAGUCGAUCCUCUCUCUAUGAUCAUCACAGAGUUCACACUGGAGAAAGGCCUUAUGGGUGCACUGAAUGUGGGAAAGCCUUUAAGCAAAGACAGCUCCUCCGCAUCCAUAGGAAAAUCCACGCUGGAGAAAAGCCUUUUGAGUGCAAGGAAUGUGGUAAAUCUUUCACCCAAAGGUGCCACUUGAUUAAACAUCAUAGAGUUCACACUGAAGAAAGGGCCUUAUGAAUAUCGCGAACAUGGCCGGCAGUGACAUUGAAGGAGUUCCGGGUGGUAAGAGAGUGAGAAGAACCCGUACAGCUAAUGGACCCUUUCUAGAGAGGAAACUGAGACACAGAGAUGAUGUGUCAUCUGUUUGUGAUCUCCCAGAAAUGGACAGGGAUCUGGGCUUCAAUGCCAGGUUGCCUGGUUCAGGAUAUCAGGAGUCUGGUCACUUCACUCCUCCCCUGCCUGCCACCUCCAGGUUUGGGGACUGAAAGAACACCUUGUCCAUCCUGACACUUCUGUGCCCCGACCCCCACACCAGGAGCCCUGCUCAUACCCCAGCCCCAUGCUGAUGGACAGGAUUAUCUUUUCUCUGGGAACCAAUAUUGAUGACUUUCCUGUGACUGACUCCAUUUAUGUACCCAACCAAUCCAGUGCUGUGAUUCAGUUAUUAUUAUUGCCAUUUGUGAAAGAAGGGGUGUCCAGCUCAGAGAGGUUGAGGGACUUCCACAAGGGCUCACUAAUGCCAGGCCUUUGAUGAGAGUGGUUCCUCUACACUGCACCCAUCCACUGUCUUCUCUCCUUUCCCUCCGAGCAGGGCCUCCACUUGCUGUGUCCUGACCAUGAACUACCCACAUCUGACAUCUGCAUCACAACCAGGGUCUCCAGCUUCAUUUUCACCAGUGCACAUCUCCCGGAAACACCCUCCUGCUUGGGAGGUU